Messenger RNA from Anolis carolinensis (green anole), 6491 nucleotides. RefSeq names its product immunoglobulin superfamily member 3 (gene igsf3). The transcript has 12 exons. The record is from RefSeq and is a predicted model, not a curated record. Gene Ontology annotation, cellular component: membrane. The coding region runs from base 1026 to 4601 and encodes 1191 amino acids. Lineage: Eukaryota; Metazoa; Chordata; Lepidosauria; Squamata; Anolidae.
AGUUCGUUCCCUCCUUGGACAGAGAGAAGACCCUAAGGCUUCCUUCCCAAAGUGUGGCCAAAGUGGAGGAAAGCAGCCAAAGGAGACAGAGAGAGAGAGAGAGACAGAGAGAGAGAGAGAGAGAAGCCGCCAAAGCAGGAGGAGGGGGAGGAAGGCGGAGCUUCCCGGCGACGAGGAGAUUGAGAGAGAGGGAGAGGGAGGUUGCGCGCUCCCUUUGCAAGCAGUUGCCGCUUUUGGACGGAGAAUGAAGCCCGGGCGGAGGCGCCGGAGAGGCAGGCAGGAGCGGCCAGGGAGAGGCAGACCUGAUUUGUAAGCACCUGAGCAUGGAGCCCUGGCUGAACAGAACCAGCUGCUGAAGGGGCCCCCCAGUUUGGCUUGCAUAUUUGUCCCCCAUCCUUGCGUGAAGAUAAUAGAGGAAACAGACCUGCCCCUCCAGAGCCCUAUCUGUAGUUGCUUCAGGCUAGGAGUGAUCUCAGAGUUCUGCUUUGCCAGAAAAUCAUACAAAGCUGAUUUGUCCAGGAAAGGCUAUGAUCCUCUGGACUUAAAAUUUUUUCAAGGAAGGCUUUUCUUUCCCCAGAGUAGCAUAUGAACAGUCUUGGACCCAACUUUAUCAAGGUUAUUUUUUUCCAAAUCUUGAAGUGAUUGUAUGAGAUCGAGCCAACGAACGGAUUUCCCUGCACCUUUUUACUGCCUAGGAGGGUUGAUCAAGAAAGAGUCUUUACAUUCCCGACUGUGCUGUAGAAGCCAGAGUACCGAGGAAUCAAAGUAGAUGCUGCUGAACAUGAUGUGUCGGGCUUUGGAAAGGCAACGGUGUCAGUUUGGAAGAAUCAUUUAACAUCUGAGGGGCACUUUCAUGCCUGUCCUUCACAACAACUACAACUGUUCUUAUUUUUUGGUUAUUUUCCAGCACUUUUCCCCUUGAGUUUUUACUCCUAUCAAAAUAUUCUUUUCUGGAAAUAUAAAACCCAUGGCUGUUUGACAGCUGAAGAUAAAAGAAGAAGCAAGAGAGAAAGUGGGAAAGAGUGAUGUCCUUUUAUCUUCCUUAUUUUACAAAAAUGAGGUGCCUUUUGCUGGAGCUGACAUCUCUUCUACUACUGGGAGUUAUAUUUGCACAACGUCAAGUUACUGUUCAAGACGGCCCUCUGUACCGCACUGAAAAUUCGCACAUCACCAUCUGGUGUAAAGUUAGUGGCUACCAAGGACCAUCAGAACAGAAUUUUCAAUGGUCCAUAUAUCUCCCAUCGGCCCCAGAACGUGAGGUACAAAUAGUCAGCACCAUGGACCAAUCCUUCCCUUAUGCUAUCUACACUCAGCGUGUCAGGAGUGGAGAAAUCUAUGUAGAGAAGGUCCAAGGGGAUUCAGCGCUACUGCACAUCACAGAGCUCCAAGACAGGGAUGCUGGCGAAUAUGAAUGUCACACACCCACCACCGAUGAAAGAUACUUCGGGAGCUACAGUGCCAAGAUGAAGCUAGUGGUUAUUCCUGACUCCCUACGAGUGACCUCAGAAGCUCAGACUCUGAACAAAGUACAGCAUGACUCUCUGGAGUUGAAGUGUGAGAUAUCUAAGAGUACUGCACAGCACAGCCACAUUUCCAUUGCCUGGUACCGGAAGAAAGGAGACGAACCUGCUUUGGAGGUGAUCUCCCUCAGUCGUGAUUUUGUGCUGCGUGCAGGAAGUGACUACACCCAGCGGCAUGCCAGUGGAGAUAUCCGCCUGGAUAAAAUAGGAGAGACCCUUUCCAAGCUUACAAUCUACAACCUGCAGUCUUCUGAUGGGGGCGAGUUUUAUUGUGAAGCAGCCGAGUGGAUUCAGGACCCUGAUGGUACAUGGUACGCAAUGACCCGCAAGCGCUCAGAGGGCACCAUGGUCUAUGUGGAAGGAACUGUCAGUACUCACUCCAGUUUUGAUAUGGACAUCAACGUCCGGCUAGAGACAGAGAAGAGGACAUAUACGGUGGGUGAGCCAGUGGAGUUUAGGUGCAUUCUGGAGGUACAAAAUGUUGCAAAGAGAUACUUUUCCAUCUCCUGGGCCUUCAACAGUUCCUUGAUUGCUACCUUUGGAGCCAAUGCUGUGCCCGUCCUUAACAACGAGUUUGCCCAACGUGAGUCUCUGGGACAGCUGAAAGUGGCCAAAGAGAGUGACAGUGUCUAUAUCCUAAAAAUCUACCGACUCCGUUUGGAGGACAGCGGCAAAUACAAUUGUCGGGUGACAGAGCGCUUGAAGACAACAACCGGCGAAUUUAUUGAUGGAGAAAGCAAACGGCCAAAGAAUACACCCAUCACAGUCCUGCCUCUGAAGACCAAUAUUUCAGUGGAUGUGUCCAACAAUGCCACGAGCGUUCUAGAAGGGGAGAGCCUUCGGUUUGGUUGCAGUGUCCGCACAGGGUUUAGACCCCAGAACAGACUCUCUGUCACUUGGCAACUUGUGGACAAGCAGAACCGUCGCAGUGACAUUGUGCAACUUGACCGGGAUGGCACCCUUCGCCCUGGGCCCUCUUACGCUGAGCGCAGUAGCUACGGUGGGAUCCAAAUGGAGCAGAUACGGCCUGGGUCCUUCACACUAGAAAUCUUCAACAGCCUCAAGGCAGAUGAGGGCCAUUACGAGUGUCGUAUCACAGAGUGGACUCGUAGGCUUGAUGGGGAGUGGCAGAUGAUUGGGGAGCGGCAUAAUGGCUCUACGGUAUCCAUCACUGCACUGGAUGCUGGCUUUGCAGUUACAGCCAUCUCCCGUACACCUGGAGUGACUUACAAUGAAUCAUUUGAUUUGCAAUGCAUCAUCAAGCCACAUUACCCAUCAUGGGUUCCAGUGUCUGUGACCUGGCGUUUUCAACCAGCUGGCAGCACUGAGUUUCACGAUCUGGUUACCUUCACUCGGGAUGGAGGUGUUCAGUGGGGUGACAGGUACACUGGGUUCCGUACCCGGACUGCCAUUGAGAAAUCGGAGUCCAGCAAUAACGUGCGCCUGAGCAUCAGUAGGGCCAGUGACACAGAAGCAGGCAAGUACCAGUGUGUGGCAGAGCUCUGGAGGAAGAACUACAACAGCAGCUGGACACGACUAGCAGACAGAACCUCUAACCUGUUGGAGAUUAGAGUCUUGCGGCCUGUGACAAAAUUGCAGGUCAGCAAAUCCAAACGAAGCAUCACCCUUGUGGAGAACGGGCCCAUCCCCCUGAACUGCUCUGUGAAAUCUCAGACAAGCCCAGACUCCCACUUUGCUGUUUUGUGGUAUGUCCAUAAGCUCACAGACACGGAUGGAAGGCUCAUCCUGAAGACCACUCACAGCUCUGUGUUUGAGUAUGGGACCUAUGCAGAGGAGGAAGGGUUGAAAGGGAGGCUACAGUUUGAGAGGUCAUUGUCUGGGGGGCUCUUCAGCCUCACCGUCCAGAGGGCCCAGGUCAGUGAUAGCGGCAGCUAUUACUGCCACGUGGAAGAGUGGCUGCUCAACCCCAACCACGCCUGGUAUAAGCUGGCUGAAGAAGUCUCUGGUCGGACUGAAGUCACCGUCAAGUUGCCAGAUGACCUUUUGGAAGUGAACCAGAGCCAGAAGAACAUCACAAUUUUAGAGAAUGAAUGGGUGACAUUAGAGUGUUUUGUCACCAACCGGAGCAGCCACACUUCCCAGUUAUCGGUGGAGUGGUAUGUGUGGAAAUCUGGCCACCCGGAGAAAGAAGCCGUGGUCAAGCUGACCCGCCAGGCCACCUUGCUAUAUGGAGACCCAGCAGCCCUGAAUGACCUGAAGAGCAGGAUGCGCUUUGAAAGCCCCGCUACAGGCUUAUACCUGCUCACUCUCCAGAACAUGACUGUGCAGGACAGUGGGACGUACGAUUGUCGGGUGGAGGAGUGGCUACUGGAUCCCACAAAUAAGUGGUACAAACGGGCAGCAGAGCUGUCUGGGCUGACAACAAUUACAGUGAAGCAGCCAGAUGUCGCGCUGCAAGUAGAUACGACAACGGCCAACAUCACAGUGCCAGAGCAGGGACAUUUUCAUUUGGAUUGCAACAUCCUGUCACUCUCCAGUCGGGAGUCCCGCUUUGCUGUGACGUGGUUCAGCAUGAAGACGAAAGAGAGAGGUGGGCAGGCCAGUCGCAAGAGUGGAGAAGAGCGGGAGACGUUGUUGAAAAUCGGGCAAGACUCCAUCUUCAGCCGAGAAGCCAACUCCUGGGAAGGCAGGUUGCGCUUUCAGAGGCUCUCAGCAACAUUGUAUCGACUGACUGUGCUGCAGGCAGGUGCUGUGGAUACUGGGAACUACUCAUGCCGGGUGGAAGAGUGGUUGCCUAAUCCCCGGGGGAUGUGGUACAAGCUUGCUCAAGAGGACUCUGGCCCUACAUCAGUUUAUGUGCAGGACACAGGCUCUUCUCUGCAGUCUGUCAUCUGCUCCAAUGACUCCCUCUUCUACUUCGUGUUCUUUUAUCCCUUCCCUAUCUUUGGCAUCCUCAUCAUCACUAUCCUGCUGGUACGUUUCAAAAGCAGAAACUCCAGCAAGAACUCGGAAGGCAAGAACGGGGCGCCCUUGCUGUGGAUCAAAGAACCGCACCUAAACUACUCGCCCACUUGCCUGGAGCCUCCUGUUCUCAGCAUCCACCCAGGGACUAUAGAUUAAGCACAGGAGAUGUCGAAAUUGAGGUGAUGAUGCACCUGGAACCCAAAGGAAGUGUGUUUUGUUGUCCUUUGUAUUCAGCAUCUGUACUUUGGAUCCCAGCUCAGCUCCACAGUGGGGUUCCUCUCACCUUUUGAAACUAGAGGAACUUAAGCACCCCAAAAUGCCUGUGAAGACCCAUCAAAAUUGCUAAGAGGGAUGUAAGGUCCAUAUUGUUCACUGUAUAUACUGGGUUUUCUUAUUGGAUCCCUCGUGAACCAUGGGUUCUCUUCAUUUGCCCUUUGGACUGUAAUUCUGUUGCUCAAAGGUGUAUUCUUGUAUUAUGCCGAGGACAAUCCCCAGAGUGUACUGAUUUUGAUGGGGCUCCAGUUGUGCCAAGGUGGGGCACAUAAGUUUGAAUAAGUUUGUUUUUGAUUAGUUGAGCUCGUCUUGACAGCUGUUGGUACUAGAAAAGAGUCAGAAAGAAUUAAGACUGCUUGCCUGCUGAUUCGAAGGAGAGAGAACCAGAACCACUCCCUGCCAAGCACGAAGUGGUGACAUUUUUAGCCAAGUUACAUAGCAACCCUGCUGCAGCUUCCAUCUUUUUCCUGUUUUGAAGACUAGUUGGUUUUGUUGCAAAAAGGUUGGCUUUUCUCUUUCAAAAAGGUUGGCUUUGCCUUUGGCGUCAUGGCUAAAUUGUCCGAGCUGUGACAGUCUGACAAAAGCUUGUAUGGGUCAAUGAGGCAGGAAAUUCUAGCCUUGAAGCCCCAACCCAUCAUUGCUGCCUAUACAAUUCUCUUUCCCUAGAACACCAUAUGGUUGCACUCUUGCAUUUCAUUAAACCAUACUGCCCUCCUUUGGAAAGACUGCAGGGACAAAAACCUGAUUCUGAAAACAUUUAUAUUGACCAAAUCCAUGAUUUUGGAAGUGGGGAGAAGAAGACCACCUUGUUGGGUGGUGAAUGGCUUUUUAAGGAUGCUAGGAUGUUGUAACACAGGGCAGAGAAUGUGUGGAUGUACUAAUUUUGAUUUCACGACAUUUUCAUGUUUGGUUGCUCUAUCUGUUCAAAGAAACUGACAUCCCAAGCAAGAGAACAUCUGAAUGGGUUUCCCUUCCUUCCUGUUUCAUGCGUGUGCCAUUUUGUUACUUCGCCGGUUUAAUUUUCCAGGUGCAGUGCUCUUCACUUUCACCCACUUCGCCCCCAUUCACUACAGCCCUGCAAGCACCACAGUAGGUGGACACGUUGGGGCCAAAAUGGCUGUUCUUUCUGUGAAAGACAAGGAGUUACCAAAAUCGGGGCUCAGUUCAGAGUGAGUGCCUACUUUCCACCAAAGGAAGCCAACUGCUUUCUCCUGCCGCACAGGAAGUGCUUGUGAAACCUGAUGGACUGACUCUUACACUCCUGACCCUAGCUGCUGGCAAAGGGAAUAUAUUUUCUAGAAAAUAACUGCUUGCUGUCUUCCUAAAAGUCUUCCUGGUACAGCUUGUCAUUAUCUUUUUCAUAAAAUGGCUGGCUCUUAUGAAGGGGACUGGGGGUGUCAGCCAUCUAUGCCAGCGUAUUCUGCUGCCUGGGCAGGAGUGGGUGGGCACCAAGUGGAAGAGGCCAGUGGCAGCACUCUUCUCGAAGAGUAAAAAUAUGGUUACAGGUAGAUUUGCCCCUGUUUGGAGCACUCUGGAGAUGAAACACAUUACCUUAAUCAAUGGUGCUUUAUAAGUGGCAAAAGUCCAUGCAGAAGUUGUUUUGUUUUGUUUUGUUUAUCAAUAUGCUCUGCCAGGAGAGGGAUGUGCAUGUUCAACUCACUCACUCUAGGGCUCAAUUCAUUGUAUUUACGGUUUUAAAAAACAUCUCCUUUCCCCAUAAAGGAUGAUUUUGUAGCAUUCCAAUAAAGCAUCCAGAAUGUACCCUGGACCAAA